Messenger RNA from Pieris macdunnoughi, 276 nucleotides. NCBI's taxonomy places the organism in Eukaryota, Metazoa, Arthropoda, Insecta, Lepidoptera, Pieridae. The record is from the annotation of a GenBank genome assembly.
AUGACGCGUCCGCUACAACUACUUGUGCUCCAUAUUAUUCUGUACUCCUUAUGCGCAGACGCAGCUCCGUUCUCGCCCGAGGACCUAAUUGGAAUAUUCGCUAACCCCAUAAGGGAUUUUCUAAAGCUAUCGAUCCGUGUAAGUGAGGUCGAAACCACGACGAAAAAAGACGGAGUCACACCGCAAACGAAGAUGAUUGAUGUGCCUCCAAACAUCUUGUCCUGUGAAGAUGGAAGUAUGAUGGAUAAAAAUGGUGUAUGUAGAAGACCAUGGUAG